AUGGAGCUCACCAUGGAGAACCUCCACAGCGUCUCCUCUCACUCCCAUGCGUCGCCGUCACCCAGCUCCACUCCCAGGAAUCUGGUCCCACAUGGUCCCGGCUCCCGGUCAUCCAUGGUGUCCGGUAUGGCUUCACUCCUGGAGGGCUCCGGUGGUGGGGACUACCGGUCAGAUCCAUCCUCCCUGUCCGGACACCUGCACCCGUCAAUCAGCAUGUGCGAGACCGGGAUGAGCCUCAGUAACACCUACACCACGCUGACCCCUCUGCAGCAUCUACCUCCAAUAUCCACAGAUAAGUUCCAUCACCCUCACUCACACCACCACGCUGCCGCACAUCAGAGACUCUCCUCCGGGAACGUCAGUGGCAGUUUCACGCUGAUGAGGGAGGACCACCGGGGGCUCGGAUCCAUGGGGAACCUGUACAGCCACUACCCGAAAGAGAUGUCUGUGUCCGGGAUGGGUCACGGCUCUCUCUCCCCUCUGGGUUCUUUGCACAACUCCCAGCAGCCACUUUCAGCUUAUGGUCCAAGUGCACACCUGUCCGAGAAGAUGCUCUCUCCUGUGUCAGGGUUCGAGUCCCACGCUUCCAUGCUGUCCCGAAGUGACCAAGAGCACCUGGCGAGGAGUUUAGGAGGUCACGGCCACGGUAUGAUCUCCAACCUCAAUAUGCACCAUCACCCACAUAGUCACCUGCACCCACAGGUGAGCGGUGCAGGGAUGCUGGGGGACCGGGAGAGGCACGGUCAGGGAGCCGGGCAGGUAGGGUCAGGCAUGCAAGGGGAGGAGAUCAACACAAAGGAGGUUGCUCAGAGGAUAACUGCAGAGUUAAAGAGGUACUCCAUCCCUCAGGCCAUAUUCGCCCAGAGGAUCUUGAGCAGGUCGCAGGGAACCCUCUCAGACCUGCUGAGGAACCCCAAACCCUGGAGUAAGCUCAAGUCAGGCCGGGAGACCUUCAGGAGGAUGUGGAAGUGGCUGCAAGAGCCUGAGUUUCAACGGAUGUCUGCUCUGCGGCUGGCCGCAUGUAAACGUAAGGAGGAGGACCGAGGACGAGAGCGCAACCAGGUGCCAAAGAAGCAGCGACUGGUCUUCACCGACCUGCAGCGUCGCACCUUGGUAGCCAUCUUCAGAGAGAACCGCCGCCCCUCCAAGGAGAUGCAGAUCACCAUCUCCCAGCAGCUGGGCCUGGAGCUCUCCACAGUCUCCAACUUCUUCAUGAACUCACGCCGCCGCAAUAUGGACCGCUGGGACACUGAGGAGCUCUCCCACGGGGUGCAUGGCCACGGCGUGCACACUUCUCACGGAAACAGCAACAACAACAACAACUCCUCACCGAUCCAACCCGGUUCCUCCUCUGCAGCCACUUUCUCAACGGCCUGA
Messenger RNA from Anoplopoma fimbria (sablefish), 1377 nucleotides. It is a transcript of the gene onecut3b, whose product is annotated as one cut homeobox 3b. Gene Ontology annotation, molecular function: DNA-binding transcription factor activity, RNA polymerase II-specific; RNA polymerase II cis-regulatory region sequence-specific DNA binding. Gene Ontology annotation, cellular component: nucleus. Gene Ontology annotation, biological process: regulation of transcription by RNA polymerase II. The coding region runs from base 1 to 1377 and encodes 458 amino acids. The record is from RefSeq and is a predicted model, not a curated record. NCBI's taxonomy places the organism in Eukaryota, Metazoa, Chordata, Actinopteri, Perciformes, Anoplopomatidae. The transcript is spliced from 2 exons.